AUAGUUCAUCCAAGUUAUUUUCUAUCAAUCACUGCAGCAGAAAUCAUAUUAACUCAUGGAAGUGAAAAUUUUCAAUGUUCGAUAUCCACUACUUUUCUCAGUAUGUUUUAUUCACUUAUCAUUAUUCGUGGUGUACAGUAAACCAUUAGGUGAAAUUAGAAUGGUGAGAAGUAUUCAACAUCAUGAGAGUUCAUUAGCGAAGGACGAUUUAGAAACUGCAGAAUGUGCAGUUUUCCUGGUCAAAUUUCGAGAAUCAAGAAAAAGACAGAAGAGAAAUAUAGAAAGCUUAAACUUGCCACCGAUGGGCGAGUUUUCAGGUAGCGAGUAUAGGCAGUUCAACCGAGCAAACGUGAUUUAUGUACCAUUCUACCACAUAAGAAAAGUAUGGAGUCUAUCUGAUGAUGAGAAUAGGCAGGGACGGUGAGAAUUGGACUAGUAUUCUGAUAACAUUGAAAGACUGAUAAUGAAUCUAAACCAUCCUUGUGUAAACUGUAUGUACAAAAAUAUAUAUGUUAAUGGAAUUAUAUAAUAAUAAAAAUAAUUUAUUGGUCCUUUGAGGCACAUUAAUGUACCUAUAGGAUAAGUCAUACAUAUGAAAAAAAAAAUAAAAAUUGAUUCAUAUAUAGAUUAGCUAAUCACUUAAUUGAGGUAUUCAUUUUCUGCAUAAUAACAUCUAUUUAAAAUUAGCUUUUUUGAAUUUGCUGUAAUCAAGAAUUCGAACAUUGUGGGGCAAAUGGUUAUAAAUAUAUAUAAUACACUGAUAGAAAGGAGACAUCUCAAAUUUUGUUGUUCAGUGCUUGGAGACAAACGAUGCUUUCUCACAUUCUGGUACCCUAGUUAUGACAAGGCCUGGCCUUAAUCGCGAAAAUAUGGCUCAUGUCUCUAGGUCUAUGCCUUGUCCAUAAACUUAUAAUAAUAUCAUAUUAUAUAUUAUAUAAUAAUAAUUAGAAUAUUUAUAAGUCUAUGGCCUUGUCACUAUGUUCUAUGUUCGAAGGUCUAUGCAGAAAGCAAAAUUGUGUAGAUGUCAGAGACAAGAGACAAGAAGUCUCUACCAUAGUCAUGGUAGAUGUAUGGAGAGUAGAGAGAAGGAGAACGAUCGACGUACAAAAAAUGUGUCCCGUGUCCCCGAAAACGGGAAACGUAGGAUAGGUGUCGCUGCGAUUGCUGCAAGUAUCAAUAAGGGAACCGAGUACUUCAACGAUCUUUUGAGAUUGCAUGUAGAUAAAAAAAAUGCAGAGAUAGAAAUGGAUAAGAACACCAUCAAAAUAAAAAGUUGUCCAAAUUUGGCCUCAACGGGGGUAAGGACGCAGCAGAGACAACACGCAAAAUAAUCUAACUCAUAAUAAGCCAUGAAUCAGGAAUUUCCCUGAAUUGGUCGGGUAGGAAUUAAUAAUGAAAAUGGAUUAGAAGCAAUGGCGAAUAUUGUUGAGCUUAAUCAUGGUGAGUUUUCAUGUUGUAUUGGUCGAAAAUGUUGACAUUUUUGAAUGUAAGGAAGUUACUUAAAUUGAAUACAUAUUUUGCAUGUUGACGUAUAUUUAAUUAAUUUAAACACAUAUAAGAUGAUAUUCUAUAUGAAAUUCAAUAAUUUAUUUCAUACAAAUAAUGAAAUUCUAUU
This is a messenger RNA of Coccinella septempunctata (seven-spotted ladybird), 1615 nucleotides long. RefSeq lists its product as uncharacterized. Bases 978 to 1331 code for a protein of 117 amino acids. The record is from RefSeq and is a predicted model, not a curated record. NCBI's taxonomy places the organism in Eukaryota, Metazoa, Arthropoda, Insecta, Coleoptera, Coccinellidae. The transcript has 3 exons.